ACACUUUCGAGCACGAAACAAACACUAGCUCAGACCAGUCGAAGAAAGAAGCACAUCGUUCCGAGAGAAGUCGAGAGAGAAGACCAUCGCAAUGGCGUCGAGGCAGGACACCCACGAGGCACGCGCCGAGUCUGACGCGCGUCGCGCCGUGGAGGAGCUCGCGCGGGCGCGGGACGGGCACCUGGUGCAGGCGGAGAAGAACGCCCGGUCGGCCGCGGACGAGAUCGCGCGGUCCCGCGCCGACCGCGACGUCGUCGGUGCUACCGGCGCCGGCGCCGGCGGCAUCUUAGGGAGCGUGCAGGAGGGCGCCAAGUCCUUCGUGAGCGCCGUGGGCCGCACCUUCGGCGGCGCCAAGGACGCGGCCGCCGACAAGACCUCCCAGACGGCGCAGGCCACGGGGGACAAGCUCGGCGAGUACCGGGACUACACCGCCGAGAAGGCCCGGGAGACCAACGACAGCGUGGCGCGGAAGACCAGUGAGACGGCGGAGGCCACCCGGAACAAGCUGGGUGAGUACAAGGACGCCGCCGUGGAGAAGGCGCGGGAGACCAAGGACGCCGUGGCGCACAAGACGAGCGAGACCGCGGAAGCGACCAAGAACAAGCUCGGCGAUUUCAAGGACGCGGCAGCCGGGAAGGCGCGCGAGGCCAUGGACGCCACCGCGGACAAGGCGAGGGAGGCCGGGGACGCCACCAGGAACAAGGCCCAGGAGACGAGGGACUACACCGCCGACAGGGCCAGGGAGGCCAGGGACGUGACCAAGCAGAAGGCCGGCGAGUACACCGACGCAACCAGGGGCGCCGCGCAGGAGGCCAGGGACAGGUCCCGGGCCACCGCUCAGACUGCCGCAGACAGGGCCAGGGAGACGGCCGCCGGCGCCCACGACGCCGACAGGGGGCAAGCGGGGCCAGGCCUGCUGGGCGCGCUCGGGAACGUGACGGGCGCGAUCAAGGAGAAGCUGACGCUGGGCGGCAACGGAGCGGCGGAGCAGCUGCACGGGGCGCGGCUGGGCGGCGACGACGAGCGUGCGGCCAAGGAGCGCGCCGCGGAGAAGGUGGCGUCGGUGUACUUCGAGGAGAAGGACCGGGCGCUCCGGGAGCGCGCGGCGGAGCGGGUGGACCGGUGCGUGGAGAAGUGCGUGGAGGGGUGCGCCGGCUCCACCUGCGCGCACCGCCAGGGCAAGAUGUGAGUGCGCGUACGUGGCGCGCGACCGGGCGCUACGUGGCCCGGCCACCGGCCUACUGAGACGCCGUCCCUGCACGGGCAAAUAAUAAACUGCUACUAGUAGUCUCUAGCAGAGCUUCGUGCUUCAAGUUUUCCUUUUUUUUUCCCAUGCUUUCCACAAUGUUAAAUUUCCCACUUGCCUUUGUAACCUCUGGUAAAUGCUUACUAAUGAGAAGCUCUGCUUUUGGAAGU
Molecule: messenger RNA, 1416 nt
Organism: Setaria italica (foxtail millet)
Lineage: Eukaryota; Viridiplantae; Streptophyta; Magnoliopsida; Poales; Poaceae
Product: late embryogenesis abundant protein 1
Exons: 2
Coding region: 92-1189 (365 amino acids)
Source: RefSeq, a predicted model, not a curated record